Phycodurus eques (leafy seadragon) is the source of this 2185-nucleotide messenger RNA. Its product is annotated as transmembrane protein 163a. Bases 77 to 904 code for a protein of 275 amino acids. The record is from RefSeq and is a predicted model, not a curated record. The transcript has 8 exons. Lineage: Eukaryota; Metazoa; Chordata; Actinopteri; Syngnathiformes; Syngnathidae. Gene Ontology annotation, cellular component: synaptic vesicle membrane. Gene Ontology annotation, molecular function: zinc ion binding.
UGCCACCGUCCGCACCUCUCACGCGGCUGUGACAUUUUCCGAGCGCCUCAUAGGAGUCCCAAAACAGCGCGCCGACAUGACGGACUCGGCCGCAGCAGAGGAGCCCACGGCAGCAAACGACUCCCCCAAGCAGCGAGAAGAAGACCACCAGCGUCAUCAGGCCAGAAACGGCGGUCAGGGAGAGCUGAUCAAGAUGGACCAGGAGAUGAGGAUUACCGAGAGCAUGGAGGACGGAGGUCUUCUGGAGAGCAGCAUGCGCCUGAAACCACACGAAGCACAAAGCUAUCGCAAAAAGGCCCUGUGGGUUUCCUGGGCGUCCAUCGGGGCGACGAUCAUCCUGGCCAUUGCCGCCUUCACUGUCUCUAUCAUGCGACACAGCGCUUCUGCGUUUGGAUUUGCUUUUGAUGCAACGCUGGAUGUCCUGUCCUCGGUCAUUGUGCUGUGGCGUUACAGCAAUGCUGCAGCCGUCCACUCAGCUCAUCGGGAAUACAUAGCCUGCCUUAUCCUGGGUGUGAUCUUCAUCUUGUCAUCCUUGUGCAUAAUGGGUAAGGCAAUCCAUGACCUGGCCACCAAGCUGCUGCCUGAAGUGGAUGACCUCCUCUUCAGCGUCUCCAUCGUCAGCGGCGUGGUGUGUAUCUUCCUGGCCGUGAUCAAGUUCAUGCUGGGAAAGGUGCUCACAAGUCGGGCACUCAUCACGGACGGCUUCAACUCUCUGGUGGGGGGCAUCAUGGGCUUCUCCAUCCUCAUCAGUGCAGAGGUGUUCAAGCAUGAGCCCAUAGUGUGGUACCUAGAUGGGACAAUAGGUGUCCUCAUUGGCCUUAUAAUCUUGGCCUACGGAGUCAAGCUGCUGCUGGACAUGAUCCCACGAGUGAGACAAACAAGGAACUACGAGCGCUUUGAGUAACGCUACGCCGUCUGACGGCUCACAGUGGAGAAGAUGUGGACAAGGAGGGAGGGACUGGAGAGACAAAGGGUCUGGUCUACACAGCACCCCCCGACCCACCCUUGCCAGAGACACUGCAGAACCUGUGUGCCGAUACCAACAUUCUCUCCAUUCAAUUAUUUGAACAGUAUGGAAGAUGUUGGCCAUUUUAGAAUGUAGUGUACAGGUAUAUCAACGUUCUUGAUGAGGUUGAUCAUGAUGCCUCGUUAUUUCAAUAAGACGAGGGGACUGACAGACAGGGCUGCUGGGACAAAUGUACACAAACUGCUUUGCGAAACAUUUGCCAGCAGUUGAUUCCCCUGUGCGGCAGGUCAUGAUGGUGUCAGCCCACAGCAGGAGUCAAACUGCAACAUGAAUGUAAAGAAUUAUGCAGGUCUGCGACCUUCAAAGAAUGACAUUUUCAUGGUGGGACCACUGACUGUAACUGAAUGUACACAGUCUGCCGUUAAUCCUAUUUGGUAAGAAAAGGAAGGAGUUUUGAUGAAAAGUAGUUGUAGCCAAGUAGCGUAAACAGUAUUUCUGCCUCUUUUCUGUGUGCAAUUAGGUAUUUUGGGUACAUGUAUUUAAUUGGAACUCUACAUGAGAAUAAUACGUAUUGUUCUGUGCCUGUGUUCUAAAUGUAGACAUAACCCUUUUGACAAAUGACAACUAACCUGCUGGAGAGCCUACUGCUGAAUCUCAACAGUAAAUAACUCAUCGGUUCUGCUGUAAUGUCAAAUGUUUCACCAGUCGGAGACUUUUUUUCACAGAAAAAAAAAAAAGCUUUAUUUAAAAAUAAAAUUAUAUCCCUCUUACUCAUUACAAAUUGUGAACAAAAAAACACCAUUGUUAUUCUUUUUGCCUAUGGGAAACAUCGCUGCUCUGGACGAUACCUGAGACAGCACCCAAAAAUAUCAAACAAUACAUUGCAGUUCAGUUGUACAGAGGACAGCUUUGUACAUGUGACAAAAAGGAUGGGUCAUCUGGGCCAAUACACAACACUUAAAUUAACUCUGUGCCAGACUCAAAUUGCUAUCAGCUGCUGUCUCUUUUUGUAUGGAAAGGCCAAUACAAAGGUCUCAGCCUGAUGAAUGUUACGUAAUUUUGAUAAAGCGAAUUAAACCAGUGAUAAAGAAUAACUGUUUGCGGCAGGUCUCCUAUCAAAUGUGAAAUGUAAAUCUACAGCAUGUUUUAGCCAAGGGGUAAAACCAAACGGUGAGACAUAUACAUGCAUUUGUUAAUAGGCAUGGUCAAAAGUAUAAG